AUGGCUGCGGAGGGACCCGUCCUGGCUGGAAGCACCACGAACAUCGGCCUGAACCGCCCUGCGACCCAGUCGAGUACUGCAUAUGAAGGCGCUCCCGGCCGCGCUGUGGAUGGGAACCGUAGCCCCCUCUGGACCGGCGGGUCCUGUACCCACACCACAAACGAAGCCAACCCGUGGUGGCGAGUCGACCUGGGCACCAGCCAGUGUGUGGAUCGGGUGGUCGUCACCAACCGGAAAGACUGCUGCUCGGAACGGCUGGAAGGCUUCACGGUUUACGUGGGCGACAACCCCGAACUGCUGGCCAACCCUACCUGUGGCGGAGCGCAGUCCGUCAGGGGCAAGGGCGUCAUCACGGUGGACUGUGGCGGACGGACCGGCCGAUAUGUGGGCAUAGCUCUGAAAGGCUCCGGGAAAACCCUUACACUCUGUGAAGUGCAGGUCUUUGGAGGUGCUGCUGCAGGAGGAGGAGGAUUUUCUGGAGGCGGCAUUAAGGGAGGAUUAGGUAGGGCAGAAUCGCCUGUAAAACCUGUCAUAUCCAGAUGCACCACGAACAUCGGCCUGAACCGCCCUGCGACCCAGUCGAGUACUGCAUAUGAAGGCGCUCCCGGCCGCGCUGUGGAUGGGAACCGUAGCCCCCUCUGGACCGGCGGGUCCUGUACCCACACCACAAACGAAGCCAACCCGUGGUGGCGAGUCGACCUGGGCACCAGCCAGUGUGUGGAUCGGGUGGUCGUCACCAACCGGAAAGACUGCUGCUCGGAACGGCUGGAAGGCUUCACGGUUUACGUGGGCGACAACCCCGAACUGCUGGCCAACCCUACCUGUGGGGGAGCGCAGUCCGUCAAAGGCAAGGGCGUCAUCACGGUGGACUGUGGCGGACGGACCGGCCGAUAUGUGGGCAUAGCUCUGAAAGGCUCCGGGAAAACCCUUACACUCUGUGAAGUGCAGGUCUUUGGAGGUGCUGCUGCAGGAGGAGGAGGAUUUUCUGGAGGCGGCGUUAAGGGAGGAUUAGGCACCGCGUGGGCACCUGUGGGUGGCUCCCUGCGGUUCGUCUCCAUCGGAGCGUCCGGAGUGUGGGGCGUGACGGCUGCGGGGCAGAUCCGGUACCGGACCGGCAGCUACGGCAACGCGCUCGGGACGGGGUCCGGCUGGGAACCUGUGGAGGGAGGCCUGAAGCAGAUCAGCGUGGGGAAUGGAGCCGUCUGGGGAGUCAACUCAGGGGACGGCAUCUGGUUUAGGACAGGAAUCAGCUCUUCCAACCCGAAGGGGACAGGCUGGCAGCAGAUUGGGGGCGCCCUAAAGGUGGUCAGUUGUGGCGCCCAAAGUAAUAAGGUCUGGGGAGUCAACUCCCAGAACCAAGUGUGGAUGCGAACUGGAAUCACAGCAGGCAGCCUAGCAGGAACUGGCUGGAAGCAAAUCGACGGCGUUCUGAAGUACGUUUCCGUGGGCCAGGCGGGAGUGUGGGGCGUCAGGCCCGACAACACCGUCCUGUAUCGCGUCGGGACUUUCGGGAACCUGGACUCGGCCGGGCAGAGCUGGAGAGCCGUGCCCGGCCAGGCAGUGAAGCAGCUGACGGUGGGCAUCGGGGUGGUCUGGGCCGUCAGUCCGGACAACCGGAUCUGGGCACGCCAAGGAAUCACCUCUGGGAACCCGACCGGAAGCAGCUGGAAGCAGAUUCCAGGAAGCCUGAGUGCCGUGUACGUCAGUUCCGCCAGUAACCAGGUCUGGGGAGUCAACUCUGGGGACCAGGUCUUCCGGAGGAGCGGCAUUGGAGCAGCAGGCACGGGAGGAGGCUCCGGAGCAGGGAACCGUGGACAAUGUGCUGCAAGCACCACGAACAUCGGCCUGAACCGCCCUGCGACCCAGUCGAGUACUGCAUAUGAAGGCGCUCCCGGUCGCGCUGUGGAUGGGAACAGUAGCCCCCUCUGGGCCAGCGGGUCCUGUACCCACACGACAAACGAAGCCAACCCGUGGUGGCGAGUCGACCUGGGCACCAGCCAGUGUGUGGAUCGGGUGGUCGUCACCAACCGGAAAGACUGCUGCUCGGAACGGCUGGAAGGCUUCACGGUUUACGUGGGCGACAACCCCGAACUGCUGGCCAACCCUACCUGUGGCGGAGCGCAGUCCGUCAGAGGCAAGGGCGUCAUCACGGUGGACUGUGGCGGACGGACCGGCCGAUAUGUGGGCAUAGCUCUGAAAGGCUCCGGGAAAACCCUUACACUCUGUGAAGUGCAGGUCUUUGGAGGCACCGCGUGGGCACCUGUGAGCGGCUCCCUGCGGUUCGUCUCCAUCGGAGCGUCCGGAGUUUGGGGCGUGACGGCUGCGGGGCAGAUCCGGUACCGGACCGGCAGCUACGGCAACGCGCUCGGGACGGGGUCCGGCUGGGAACCUGUGGAGGGAGGCCUGAAGCAGAUCAGCGUGGGGAAUGGAGCCGUCUGGGGAGUCAACUCAGGGGACGGCAUCUGGUUUAGGACAGGAAUCAGUUCUUCCAACCCGAAGGGGACAGGCUGGCAGCAGAUUGGGGGCGCCCUAAAGGUGGUCAGUUGUGGCGCCCAAAGUAAUAAGGUCUGGGGAGUCAACUCCCAGAACCAAGUGUGGAUGCGAACUGGAAUCACAGCAGGCAACCUAGCAGGAACUGACUGGAGGCAAAUCGACGGCGUUCUGAAGUACGUUUCCGUGGGCCAGGCGGGAGUCUGGGGCGUCAGGCCCGACAACACCGUCCUGUAUCGCGUCGGGACUUACGGGAACCUGGACUCGGCCGGGCAGAGCUGGAGAGCCGUGCCCGGCCAGGCAGUGAAGCAGCUGACGGUGGGCAUCGGGGUGGUGUGGGCCGUCAGUCCAGACAACCGGAUCUGGGCACGACAAGGAAUCACCUCUGGGAACCCGACCGGAAUCAGCUGGAAGCAGAUUCCAGGAAGCCUGAGUGCCGUGUACGUCAGUUCCGCCAGUAACCAGGUCUGGGGAGUCAACUCUGGGGACCAGGUCUUCCGGAGGAGCGGCAUUGGAGGAGCAGGUGCCGGAGCGGGUGCCGGAGCGGGUGCCGGAGCGGGUGCCGGAGCAGGUGCCGGAGCAGGUGCCGGAGCUGGUGCCGGAGCAGGUGCCGGAGCAGGCGCUGGAGCAGGUGCCGGAGCAGGUGCGGGAGCAGGUGCCGGAGCAGGUGCCGGAGCAGGCGUUGGAGGGGGCGUUGGAGAAGGAGCCGUUGGAGAAGGAUCAGGUUCCUGGCUGACUUUGAGCCUGCCCAGCAGUAGCAUCACCUCGGCCGGCACUCACGGAGCGAACAGCGGCCCUGCCACGGUGCUGGACGGAAACCCCAACACGUACUGGAACCCAGAAAACCUGCCGAGGAACCACAACAACUGGUGGAUCGUCUUCGACUUCCAGAAGACGUACACCAUCUCCGGCUUCAAGAUCCAGAACAUCGGAGACACCGCGCACGACGUCACUAACUUCAAGCUGGAGACGUCCGACGACAAGUCCACCUGGACACAGGUGUUCUCCACCGGCAGCGUGCGCGCAGGUGUGAAGACGCCGCAGCCGUUUGGCGGGUUUUACGGCAGCGGACGCUACUGGAGGUUCACGGUUACGAAAACGACGACCGGAUGGCAGCCAUACGUCACCGGGCUCCUGUUUUAUGGUGUUGAAGGAAAACCUAACAACGAGGCUCUGCGCAUAUCAAUGCGCAUGACUUCCGCUGGCUCGCCGGGUGCCCAGUACGGGCCUGACAAAGUCGUGGACGGGAACCCCAACACGUACUGGAACCCGCAAGGCCUGCCCAUGAACCACAACAACUGGUGGAUCAUCUUCGACUUCCAGAAGGUCUACACCCUGUCUUCGAUCCAGAUCACCAACUAUGGGGACACCACGCACGACGUCACGGCCUUCAAGCUGGAGGCGUCUGACGACAAGGUGACUUGGAAGCCGGUGUACUCCACCACGGGCGUCAGGCCAGGGACGAACCAACCGCAGAUGUUCGGCGGCUUCUCCGGAACGGGCCGCUACUGGCGCUUCACGGCCACCAGGACAGCAUCGGGAAGCCAGCCCUACCUAGUCGGCCUCAUGUUUUACACGAUCAUACGUAAGAUAGCUCCGACGCAUUUCAAAGUUGUCGGCAUCCCGAAGACAGUGGCAGACGCGAAGGAGUACUGUAGGACCCAGGAAAAAGGCCACCUUGCCGACGUUAAAAGUGAGGCAGUUCUCAACUUCCUACAGACAACAAUCAAGGAAGUCGGAGGCAACAAGAACUACUGGGUCGGACUUCAUGAUGCCACGGGUAGCGGCAACUGGAAGUGGGCGGACGGAACUUCCCUGUCGAGCUGCAGCUACCAGAACUGGGCCCCGGGAGAGCCGAGCGACAUCGGGAGUGCGCAGUGCGUCCAGCUGUGGGCAGCCACGGGCUUCAAAUGGGACAGCGACGACUGUAGCAAGGAGAAGUUCUUCAUCUGCCAGACAGGACCCGGCGAUACACAGGCUUGUAGAGGGAACUCAGCUCGAGAAGUGGACGCGGACGCCGCCCCAGGAACCGCCUGGGAAGAGCGUCGGUCCUCGCUGCUGGCAGAGGAGGAGUCCCUGUCCGCCCUCACGGCCGCAGCGUACCGUCGGUCCGAGUCCGGGUCCGACUUCCACAACCUGGUCCGCCUGAGCGGCGUGAAGAACGCGCUGGAGGCGGGCAGCGAGGACGGACCGGCCGCCAGGCAGCAGCUGGACCAGAUCUCGCGAGAGCUGGGCGAGGUCAGGCAGGAGGAGGAGGACCCGGAUGUGGCGGAGGACCCGGAUGUGGAUGGUGGCCUGGCCGAGGACCCGGAUGUGGCUGGUGGCCUGGCUGAAGACCCGGAUGAGGCUGAAAAUUUUGAGUGA
This is a messenger RNA of Branchiostoma belcheri (Belcher's lancelet), 4854 nucleotides long. RefSeq lists its product as uncharacterized. The record is from RefSeq and is a predicted model, not a curated record. Lineage: Eukaryota; Metazoa; Chordata; Leptocardii; Amphioxiformes; Branchiostomatidae. The transcript has 21 exons. Bases 1 to 4854 code for a protein of 1617 amino acids.